UUUUUAUACAUAAACAAUGGGUAUUUGCAUAUCAAACGAAGAAAGAACUGAAAAGUUACACAGUUACAGUAUUGAUCGCACAAUAGAAGAAGAAAGUCGAAAGAUGAAAAAUGAGUGUAAAAUAUUAUUACUAGGUAGCGGAGAAAGUGGGAAAUCCACGAUCUUUAAACAAAUGAAAAUUCUUCACCAAAAUGGAUUCAGCACAGACGAACUAUUAAACUGGAGAGUGACGGUCUAUCGAAACUUGAUUCAUUCAGCUCAGGCAGUUGUGAAUGCUUUAAACGAAUUCGAAUAUCAACUUUCGGAUGAAAAGGUCCAAUACGAAGCACAAAGAAUCACGGAAUAUCGCCUACAGGAAAUUAUUGACCCGUUAGUGAUUGACGCUGUCAUUUCUGUUUGGCAUGACCCUGCAGUCACCAAGUUGUUAGACGAAAAGGCUGCCGAGUUUUACCUCAUGGACUCUGCACCAUACUUUUUCGAAGAGAUCAAACGAAUUGGCAAAGCAGAUUAUAUCCCAACAAAGCAAGAUGUGCUGCGUGCACGGUCAAAGACAACCGGUAUUGUCGAGACACGGUUCUUGAUGAACGAAGUGAACGUACACAUGUUCGAUGUAGGAGGACAGCGAUCAGAACGAAAGAAAUGGAUUCAUUGCUUUGAAGCAGUACGAUCCAUCAUCUUUUGUGUGUCAUUAUCCGAAUACGACCAAGUUUUACUGGAAGAAUCACGACAGAACCGAAUGAUGGAGAGCCUGGUUCUGUUUGAAUCAGUGAUUAAUAGUCGUUGGUUUAGCAGAACCAUCAUGAUAUUGUUUCUAAACAAGAUUGAUCUGUUUCGAAAAAAGAUAAAAAAGAUACCGCUGGAGAAAUUCUUUCCGGACUAUACUGGAGGCUCUGAUAUCAACAAAUCCUUAAAGUAUAUUCUUUGGCGUUUCAAUCAAACAAACAGGGCAAACCUCAAGAUAUUUGCACAUGUGACACAAGCAACAAACACAUCCGAUAUGCAACUGGUAUUCAACACAGUUGAACGCACGAUUCUUAACAUGAGUUUACAAGAUUCUGGUAUCAUGUAAACCCACUAAUAAUUUUCUCUCUUUCACUUGUAUUUUUUUUUUUUUUUUGAGUUUGACAUUCAAUCCUCAAAUGAACCCCCCACCUAUCCCCU
This is a messenger RNA of Mucor mucedo, 1161 nucleotides long. RefSeq names its product G-protein alpha subunit. The record is from RefSeq and is a predicted model, not a curated record. Lineage: Eukaryota; Fungi; Mucoromycota; Mucoromycetes; Mucorales; Mucoraceae. Gene Ontology annotation, cellular component: heterotrimeric G-protein complex. Gene Ontology annotation, molecular function: GTPase activity; G-protein beta/gamma-subunit complex binding; G protein-coupled receptor binding. The transcript is spliced from 7 exons. Gene Ontology annotation, biological process: adenylate cyclase-activating G protein-coupled receptor signaling pathway. The coding region runs from base 17 to 1069 and encodes 350 amino acids.